AUGAUUAACAACACCGGCAGUUCGUUCGAAUCUAAGGUUCAAUCGUCAACAAGCUCAUCCACAACGACGUUCUCUGUCGAAAAUGUAGUUCAUUUGCCAAAUAAGCCACGCUUAUCGAUAGAUGCUACUGCACGAGCAACCAAUUCCAUUCGAUUAUCACCAGGAUUUUUAGAAGCCGUUGCUUCUGGAAGUAACGAUGAUGAAAUUUCUAAUCGAAUUCACGAAGCUACUCGUUGCUACAAUCAGUUUGGCGCUCAGUUCUUUGAAAGAUUCCGUGAAGAACUGAAUGGAACAUCAGCAGCUUAUGACAGAUUACGUACGAACUCAUUGCGACGACGACUCAGCAAGAUGGAUAGUGCCGACGAUUCUGGCAGAGCUACAACAUCAUCAGAUACUUCAUCUCUAUCUGAUCUGCAGUUAGAAGAAGAAUCUACUGGAGCCUUUUCCCCUUUUCGUUCACGUUUAUCCGCGUUCCCGUCAUCUCAAUCCUUAUUCGAAUCCCAUGAGUUCCCGAGUGUUACUUCCCGUCUGGAGCAAUUACAAAAAGAUUUCUUUGAAUAUCCACAUAAAGCGUUUUCCACUCUAUCUGGUUUCCAAACACCAACUACAGCUUUAGGAGCAGCUUUCCAAGAUUUGAAUAUGAAAAGUGCAUUCGCUCCGGUCUCUGGCAAGAUCCGCCAAAACCCCCCACGAGCUCCUGAAGAAGCAGUACCAACCACAUCCGCUUUACCGACUCGCAGUACAACAGGGUAUAGAAUAUCUGAUAUUCUACAAACGGAUCCUCCUUACCGUAGUUCCUCGAAUCCAACGAUGCCUUCAACAUCUUCAACCUUGGGCAAUUCGUUUGGCAAAGUUCAUCGAGUUCCAAUAAAACUUGUGACUUCUGACAUAUCAUCAACUGAAGGAGAAGGUUGUUCGUCAGACAAUCGCUCAGAAACUCGUCCUGAAGCGAAUUCUGAUUAUGAUAUGGAUAUUCCGACCUCACCAUUGGCCAAACAUGCUCGAAGAUCCUCAGCAUUCCCCUUGACUAUCAAUGUUGAAACACAGAGUGCAACAUCCGAUCUGCCAAGCUCUAUAUCAUCUUCUGUCAAUAGCUUUGUUUAUCAACCCAACUCAUUCAGUCAGGAAGCUUUGAACAAACAAUUGGAGGAAUUAGCGGCUGCCUCUUGUCUCUCUGUCAUGCCUGAUUCCAAUGGAGUUGUCGACCCGGAGAAAGUUAGAUUACAAAUUAACGCUGUGAGAAAUCAGAUGGCAGUUUUUGAAGAAAUGAUUGCGAACGCCAAAAACGAAUUGAACAUGGAACGGUCGGAAGCGGACAGCCAAGACUCUGCCCAUGUUGAAGACAUGUGCGAACCAUCACCUUCUUCAUCGCACACAGAUUCUGAAACAUCAUCUAAGGAUCGACGACUUCAUCAUUGCACCCAUCCACAAUGUGGAAAGAUGUAUACGAAGAGCAGUCAUCUGAAAGCUCAUUUUCGAACACAUACAGGUGAAAAGCCAUAUAACUGCUCUUGGCCAGGUUGUGAUUGGCGAUUCGCUCGGUCAGACGAAUUGACACGCCAUUACCGUAAACAUACUGGAGAUCGGCCGUUCAAAUGUCCCAAUUGCUCGAGGGCAUUCUCGCGGUCCGACCAUUUGAGCUUACACAUGAAACGUCAUUUUUAA
Auanema sp. JU1783 is the source of this 1665-nucleotide messenger RNA. NCBI's taxonomy places the organism in Eukaryota, Metazoa, Nematoda, Chromadorea, Rhabditida, Rhabditidae. The record is from the annotation of a GenBank genome assembly.